AUGGACGCCAUGCACAAACUAUACGAGAAAGGGACCACCACUUUUGAUUACGAGAAAGAGAUGGAGCGAGCUCUUAGCACGAUAUUUCGCAACCUUCGAGGAAUGGAAGAAAUGAGAUUUCGUGUUGCUUCAACAAGGAGUCAAUCUAACCCUGAUAUGCUUAGCAAUGUGUGUUUGCAGUCAGAGCCAAAUUGCAUUGAGUCGCAACAGAACGUUGCUGAAAUCAGCCAAGAACAAGUUGAAAAAGAACAGACUGCAAACAGUAAUAUUCAAGUGAAGUCCAAACGGCGAUUGCCUAAUGUACCGCAAGUAGCAAAACAUAGAGGUGAUCUUAGCUGAGUAACGUCGAAGUUGGAAAUCGUCUUAAUUAUCUGAGUUAUGAAGUGGACCUCAAAGAGGGGGAAAUUUCACCGAUAAUCGGUCGAAGUAAUGAAAUCUAUACCCUGUAGUCUUGGAGAACAAGACACAAGAGACGAAGUUUAUCGCAAAAUGACUCAAGACUCUUCUUCAGGUGGUGUUUCUGAUAAUUUGUAA
Porites evermanni is the source of this 534-nucleotide messenger RNA. Lineage: Eukaryota; Metazoa; Cnidaria; Anthozoa; Scleractinia; Poritidae. The record is from the annotation of a GenBank genome assembly.